UCCUAGAGGUUCUCUAGUACAAUCAAAACUACACCCGCAAAUAUAUAUAGGUUAUACUAUAUCAUAUAUGGAAGGAAAUUACGCCAAGUUUGUCUUACAAUUAUACAUUUUAUUUUGAUUGAAUAAUCUGUCAAAAUUUUGUUACAACAGCUGAUUUAGAUGAUUGCAACAUUGCCUGAAGUAUUGCCUGUUGCUUGAACAGCUUGUUAUUAAUUCGGCCAAAUUCAGAAUUUACUUGAUAACAUGUGAUGUGUUGACAGAUUGACAGAUGAUGUUAACAGCUGAUUUAUUUGACAGCUGUAUAAUUCAAGUGUCACGGAAACCGGGAAAAUCAUGUCUAUCAAUAUAGAUAUAAAAUUAAAACGUGCGAGCAAAAUAUAUUACGAGGGGGAAGUGGUUGCUGGUCUGAUAUUGUUAAAGAGCAAUUCGGACGUAAAGCACGAUGGCAUAUUUCUCACUAUGGAAGGCUCGGUGAACUUGCAGCUUAGCUCAAAGAAUGUGGGUAUAUUCGAGGCAUUUUAUAAUUCAGUUAAGCCAAUACAAUUGGUACAAUAUACAUUGGAUGUUGCUCCAUCUGGGAAGAUUCCAAAUGGCAAAACAGAAAUACCAUUUGAAUUACCAUUAAAACCAAGAGGAAGUAAAUCUCUUUAUGAAACAUAUCAUGGUGUUUUUGUAAAUAUACAGUACUUGAUACGCUGUGAUAUAAAAAGAAGCUUUCUCGCGAAAGAUGUGAGCAAGUCACUGGAGUUUAUAGUAGAAGAUAAACCAAGCAGCAAAGUAGAAAAAGAACACAGUAAAAUUGUGUUCUUUAAAAUAAUGCCAGAAUCUCUGCAAAAUGCUAGGGAUAGACCUAAUGUGCCAAAAUUUUGUAUUUCAGGGAGAUUAGACUCUCUGUAUUGCAAACUCUCUGAACCUCUGACAGGAGAAGUAGUGAUUGAACACUGCGAGGCUGUUAUAAAAUCUAUAGAAUUACAAUUGGUGAGGGUAGAAACCUGUGGAUGUGCAGAAGGAUACUCUAGAGACGCUACAGAGAUACAAAAUAUACAAAUUGGCGAAGGCAAUGCUUGCACAAAUCUUGCUAUUCCAAUUUACAUGAUAUUUCCAAGAUUAUUUACAUGUCCUACUUUGAGCACAAGCAAUUUCAAAGUUGAAUUUGAGGUAAACCUAAUCAUUUUAUUUGAAGAUGACUAUUUAGUUACUGAGAACUUUCCUAUUAUACUUUCACGGUAUUAAACAAUUAUAGAAAUAAUAUUUCAUAAUAAUGUAAUGUAUAUAAUAUAUGUGUGUGCAUAUGCAUAUAUAAAUUUUUAUAUAUGAUAUAGAAUAUUUACU
Molecule: messenger RNA, 1332 nt
Organism: Camponotus floridanus (Florida carpenter ant)
Lineage: Eukaryota; Metazoa; Arthropoda; Insecta; Hymenoptera; Formicidae
Product: Down syndrome critical region protein 3 homolog
Exons: 6
Coding region: 334-1233 (299 amino acids)
Biological process (GO): intracellular protein transport
Cellular component (GO): endosome
Source: RefSeq, a predicted model, not a curated record